CCAGACUCCCACAGCCCCAAAGACGCCCUCGGCAACAACACUCGCACAGCUGCGUCGAAUAAGACACUGUCCAACCACUCACAAGCCCGGAUUAAAACUACACCGAGCGGAUCUGAACCUCUAUCCGCUCAGGUGAACCAUUCCACGGCUAGACCAACCAGUCACACCGACGAUCCGAACCAUGGGGCUUCCCUCCUGACCGAAGCUAGCCUGGGAGUGGACCGACAUCUCCCCCUCCUCUCAAGCCGAAGGGGGGCACGCGAUUUUCGGGUUUGCCCAAGCGGUUGAGUCGCUGUUAUUUGCUAAAGAUUUACCGGGGGGAUCUGUACGGGAAUGGUGCUCCGAGCUGACGGCUUGUCCAGACAGAGAAAGGCGAGGGGAACCCGGGUGCAGAGUGGUGCUACCGACCGGACUGUGGCUGUUUUUUUGACCGAAGGGAGCGGCUCUUGUCCGGAGUGUUUUUGUGGCUGCUUAAGCUAGCUCCGGAGCGGCUAACCGAGCGACCCCCAAAAUAUCUCAGGGUUUCAGUCUAAAACAAUCAAGGCUGACUCAUUUUUACUAGCCUUUUACUACUUGGAAACUAAAAGGAAAUCAUUGUAUAACUUUAUUUUCCAGAAAUCAUGGACAAUUUAUGAUAACACCCGUUAAUAAAGCAGUUAAAAACAAUUAGAGCUGCGUUCAAGCGAAACUACCUGGACUGUGUUUUGUUGCUAAAUGCUGUUAGCGUGAAUGUAGGCGAAACCUUUUUGUGUUGUUUUUUUUUUUUUUUUGUUGUUUGGAGGUUUUUCUCCACGUUGGAUGCUGGCAUCACAAUUUUCUUGCAAUCAUGAUGAUAAUAAGCCGAAAACCAGAGGGUCCAAUUGCAACAGCGCGUCACGGAGACGGCCUCUAUGACUCGUACAUGAGACCGGAGCACAUCCUGAAGGAGGAGCAGGACCCCAGCAGCCCCUCCGCUCUGCCCCCUAUGCCCAAACACACCGUGGUGAGUAACAAGACCGUGAUGAGGGACCAGGUUUCGAUACGCGGCGGCGCUCUAAAGGUGAAGUACCUAUACGAGGACGGCACCAACAACCGCAAAGUCAACGCCAUCUCCACGGCAACCGCCCAGAACGGCACCCCCAACAAGACCGCGCCCGCCCCCGCCCUGUCCAAGGAGCACAGCACAGACAGUUCUGAGUCGAACAAAGGCUCCAGCGAGUCGUCCAGUGGCAAUGGGAGUAAGUGCAGCCCCCUCACACCGGACCAGGCUCUGAGGCUGUACCGCUCUCAGCUCUCCUCCCUCGAGCACUCUGAGAUCCUCUCCUUCGCAGACGUCUACUUUGUGGGGCCCAAUGCCAAAAAGCGCCCCGCAGUGGCUGGAGGCAGCAACAACAGCGGCUACGACGAUGAGCAAGGAGGCUACAUCCACGUACCUCACGAUCACCUGGCCUACCGCUAUGAGUUUCUCAAGAUCAUUGGGAAGGGCAGUUUUGGACAGGUGGCUAAAGUCUACGACCAUAAGACGCAGCAGCACCUGGCUCUGAAGAUGGUGCGAAACGAGAAGCGUUUCCACCGACAGGCGCAAGAAGAGAUCCGCAUCUUGGAGCACUUACGCCGACAGGACCGCAGUGGCUCCAUGAAUGUCGUGCACAUGCUCGAGAACUUCACCUUCAGAAACCACAUCUGCAUGACCUUUGAACUGCUCAGCAUGAACCUUUACGAGCUCAUCAAGAGGAACAAAUUCCAGGGCUUCAGUUUGCCCCUGGUCCGAAAGUUUGCCCACUCCAUCCUGCAGUGUCUGGAGGCUCUGAGCCGCCACCGCAUCAUCCACUGUGACCUGAAGCCAGAGAACAUCCUCCUGAAGCAGCAGGGACGCAGCGGUAUCAAGGUCAUCGACUUUGGCUCCUCCUGCUUUGAGCACCAGCGCGUCUACACCUACAUCCAGUCCCGGUUCUACCGUGCUCCCGAGGUCAUCCUGGGCUCGCGGUACGGCUUACCCAUCGACAUGUGGAGCUUCGGCUGUAUCCUGGCGGAGCUGCUGACGGGAUAUCCGCUGUUCCCGGGGGAGGACGAGGGCGACCAGCUGGCCUGUGUCAUGGAGCUGUUGGGCAUGCCUUCACAGAAGGUCCUAGAACAGGCCAAAAGAGCCAAGAACUUCAUCAACUCCAAAGGCCACCCGCGCUACUGUGGCGCCAACACGCUGCCCACCGGAGCCACAGUGCUCACGGGCUCCCGCUCCAGGAGGGGCAAAAUGAGGGGUCCCCCGGGCUCCAAGGAGUGGAGCACUGCCCUGAAAGGCUGCGAGGACGCCACCUUCACUGACUUCAUUAAGAAGUGUUUGGACUGGGACCCCUCGUCUCGCCUCACACCCACUCAGGCGCUCAGACACCCCUGGCUGUACCGCAGGCUGCCCAAGCCGCUGCCCGCUGACAAGACCCAAGGCCCCGCGGUCAAACGACUGCCCGAGCAGCACAGCACCUCCUUCCCCUCCAUCCUGGCCAAAGGGGGGCCUGGCCUGGGGACCACCACCACCAGCAAACUGCGCAGUACCAUGAUGGGAGACUCGGGCGACGCUAUCCCACUGCGCACAGUCCUGCCCAAACUGGUCACUUAGGGAGAGAGACCACUCCUCUCUGCCCACUCCUCUGGAGGAGCCGGGACACUAGCUUUUAAACUGGUUUGGUUCUUUUAUUUUGUACUGCGCGGUGUCGACACCCCAGGUUUUGUUUUUAAUAUUAGUGAGCUCUGAAGUCAAUAAACGCUCAUGAGUUUUUUACAGAAGAUUUUGAGAAACUGUGGAAUUUUCUGUAUUGAGCCUUGUUAAGGUUUGAUUUAGAUACUGCUUUUAAAAUGUUUGUGUGAGUGAGCAAAUGUUUGUAUCCGAGUGUUCUCACGAGUGUCACCUCCAUCCUUCACAGACUUCACACUUAAAGGGCUACUCACAUCGUCACCACCGUUACCGAGCAAACCGGGUCGGCAUCAUUUUACCACCCUCCUUAUGCUAAUGCCUUCACAGCGCUUUGACAACACCGGCAGUUACGUAGUUCAACAUCUGUAGCAAUAACCCAUUUAUUUUCCAUCCAACCCGAUCCGUGGUGCUUGCACAGUAGCUCGGUAUGUUACAAGAGGAUGUGUGUGUGCUUUAGCUCAUUGGUGCUAUGUUGAUGUCAAGAGUUAGCGGGGGACAGUUAGCGCUACUCCCUGUUACUGGAGUGUCAUGGCUGACGCGGUUCACAUAGAUGCCAAUUAUUAUUCAGAAAAAGAUCUAGAGAAGAAGAAAAAAGCUUGCACAUGAGUCAUAAGUGAAUCAGGAAAGUUGACGAGGAAAAGUUAAGAGGAACGUUACAUCUGCUGCUUGCAAAAAGGAGUGGAUUAUGUGAAAGAAUGGUGUAAUAUGGCCUGAAGUUUUGUAAUCUUUUAUUUUGUGAGCCAAGUUUUGCUGAAUGGGCCAGUGAAAAUAGAUAGGUUUUAUGGUACUCGAGAAAGAUGGCAUUUCUCAGGGAGUAAUACUUGAUACAUCCCUCAAUCCUCUCUUUGUUGACCCGGUUGUUCGACUGUGUUUGCAUUUUUGGGCAAGACAAGCAAGAGAUUUUCAAUGUUUUAACAAGUAGCUGCUGUGUAUUUCAAAUCGUGAAUUAAAAUGGUGGUUUUGAUGACUGGUAACAAAAUGGAUGUAGCCUACAUUGUCAGUUUCUACGUUAGCAACAGGUUGUGAUUAGCAGAUUAGCAUUUAGCACUAUUUAAGCUAAAGGCUAUCUAUACAAGUCACUCAAGUCUUGAUCAUGUGGGCAAUAGAAAUUAUAACAAUAUUCUAGCUAAGUUUCACUAUUAGCUAAACAUUUCAAAUUACAGAAUUAUUAAUAUAACUUAAAGUAAUGACAACAUGCUGCGAAAUUACGAUCAUGUACGAUGGCUAGACAAUGUUCGCUUACCACUGGGCUAGUUAUUCUGGCUAUUUAGCUAGUUGAACAUAAUAUACCUCAAUUCUCAAUGUAAUAAGCUAACAUUUACCAUUAGAACAGGCUUUUUGCAACCAACCGAUGUACAUGUACGUGUUGUUCGUGGAUAGGUAGCAAACAUUACGCAGUGGUUUCAUUUAUAGCAGCGAUUAGCAUGUAGCCUAGCCUCAAAUUCAGAUUACGUACCACUAACUGUCAAAUUUUAAUCAAGACAAUUUGACAAAAGCUGAUUUAAAAGUCCUUUGUUACGCUGUUGUCACAUCAACCGGUAGUUCUGGUGACCUUUUUGUAAUCUCUAAAAAAUUUAAAAGCAUUUCUUGCCCUCAAAAUGCACAUCCAGUUUUUAUUUUUAUAACUUUAUCGAAGGGUUUCUAGCUUUUUGCUCCACUCGUCCCUGCCCUGUACCAUGCAUGCCAGUGUCCCUCACCCGAGAGAGAGCGAGGGAGCGUGCAGUUUAUGAGGGGGCUUGAUGUGACCUAGAUUCCUCCCCCUCUCUCCCCCCUCCUCUCCACUGUCUCUGCCUCAUGUAGGGCAAAAUCCUCACUGUCAUCUAUGGUGCUUCAUGUAUUGAUGCACACACAGACACUUGCUAAAAAAAAAACUAAAAAAAAAUACAAAUCCGGUAGGACUGGGCGACAUAGCGAUAAAAUUCAAAUCGAAAUCUGGUCGAUAUGACGAUGUAUUUUGGCGACUCAGUGCUUCUAGUGCCCAAAUAUAGAUAAUUUUCCCGGCCCACUCCUCCUAUUGGUCAGUGUUUGUUAUAUGUGAGUGAGUGACAGGUGGAAAUAACCAAUCACAGUCGAGCGUGAUCUCAGAAAAGAAGAUUACUUUAUUAUUUACCUUUUGAAAUGGUAAUAUAGAGAUGUUCAAAAUUCAUGAUAUGAUCUGAAACCAUGAAGAAAUUAUGAAAUGGAUUUAGGCACAGGUCGCCCAGCCCUAUGUUCAGGUGCAUGUUGAACGGACCACCACUGAAAUAAAUAACACAACCCUAAACUCAAAAAGUCAGGGCUUUGUACUUCACGUCACUACUUUUGUACAACAGUUUAUAAUUAAAUAAUAAUCUGAGAAGCAGAGGAUGUCGUGGAGAGCGUCAGCGUCAUGUCGUUACUAGCCGUGUGCAGUUGUAAAGGGGUGUUUGGUGUUCCAGCAUGAAUCCAAUCUUUUAUCAAACCGAGUGACUAUGAAGAGAAACUGUACAGUAACCAAAUGAAAUUGUAAUAGUUUCUUUUUCUAAAGAAAAUAAAAUACUUAUUAAGUGA
Messenger RNA from Periophthalmus magnuspinnatus, 5197 nucleotides. It is a transcript of the gene dyrk3, whose product is annotated as dual specificity tyrosine phosphorylation regulated kinase 3. Gene Ontology annotation, biological process: positive regulation of cell cycle G2/M phase transition; peptidyl-serine phosphorylation; cytoplasmic stress granule disassembly. Lineage: Eukaryota; Metazoa; Chordata; Actinopteri; Gobiiformes; Gobiidae. The coding region runs from base 827 to 2593 and encodes 588 amino acids. Gene Ontology annotation, cellular component: nucleus. Gene Ontology annotation, molecular function: protein serine/threonine/tyrosine kinase activity; ATP binding; protein serine/threonine kinase activity. The transcript has 6 exons. The record is from RefSeq and is a predicted model, not a curated record.